This is a messenger RNA of Delphinapterus leucas (beluga whale), 5877 nucleotides long. RefSeq names its product recombining binding protein suppressor of hairless. Gene Ontology annotation, biological process: regulation of transcription by RNA polymerase II. NCBI's taxonomy places the organism in Eukaryota, Metazoa, Chordata, Mammalia, Artiodactyla, Monodontidae. The record is from RefSeq and is a predicted model, not a curated record. Gene Ontology annotation, cellular component: nucleus. Gene Ontology annotation, molecular function: DNA-binding transcription activator activity, RNA polymerase II-specific; RNA polymerase II cis-regulatory region sequence-specific DNA binding.
AUCUCUUGGGUAGGUUUCCAGGGAAGGCAGUGAGCUGUAUCCCUUACUCCGCUGGCGGCGCGAGGCGUCUGGCUCUUCGCGGCUGCUGCGAGGGAAAAGGGAGCGCGGGGGCUGGGUGGAAUCGAGGAGUGAGGAAAAAGGGAAGGGGCGGGGGAGAGGGACCAGGGAAGGCGUCAGGGGGAAUCUCGCGAGGGUUGGAGUUUUGGCGAGAGUUUGUGGAAGAUGGCGCCUGUUGUGACAGGUCAUUGAAAUUAUGAAACUGUCAUUCCAAUGGAAGCAUUAUAGUUCUUCGGAACCAUUAUGAUCUCAAAAGGAGAGGAGAAUGAUACAGAUACACUGGCUGAGGUGUUUUGAGGUGCAUCGAAGUGUUCCAGCCUGUGGCUUACCUUAACAUGUUCUUGAAGUACCAUGGCGUGGAUUAAAAGAAAAUUUGGUGAGCGGCCUCCACCUAAACGACUUACUAGGGAAGCUAUGCGAAAUUAUUUAAAAGAGCGAGGGGAUCAAACAGUACUUAUUCUUCAUGCAAAAGUUGCACAGAAGUCAUAUGGAAAUGAAAAAAGGUUCUUUUGCCCUCCUCCUUGUGUAUAUCUUAUGGGCAGUGGAUGGAAGAAAAAAAAAGAACAAAUGGAACGCGAUGGUUGUUCUGAACAAGAGUCUCAACCAUGUGCAUUUAUUGGAAUAGGAAAUAGUGACCAAGAAAUGCAGCAGCUGAACUUGGAAGGAAAGAACUAUUGCACGGCCAAAACAUUGUAUAUAUCUGAUUCAGACAAGAGAAAGCACUUCAUGCUCUCUGUAAAGAUGUUCUAUGGCAAUAGUGAUGACAUUGGUGUGUUCCUCAGCAAGCGGAUAAAAGUCAUCUCCAAACCUUCCAAAAAGAAGCAGUCAUUGAAAAAUGCUGACUUAUGCAUUGCCUCAGGAACAAAGGUGGCUCUGUUUAAUCGACUUCGAUCCCAGACAGUUAGUACCAGAUACUUGCAUGUAGAAGGAGGUAAUUUCCAUGCCAGUUCUCAGCAGUGGGGAGCAUUUUACAUUCAUCUCUUGGAUGACGAUGAAUCAGAAGGAGAAGAAUUCACAGUCCGCGAUGGAUACAUCCAUUAUGGACAAACAGUCAAACUUGUGUGUUCAGUUACUGGCAUGGCACUCCCAAGAUUGAUAAUUAGGAAAGUUGAUAAGCAGACCGCAUUACUGGAUGCAGAUGAUCCUGUGUCACAGCUCCAUAAAUGUGCAUUUUACCUUAAGGAUACAGAAAGAAUGUACUUGUGCCUUUCUCAAGAAAGAAUAAUUCAGUUUCAGGCCACUCCAUGCCCAAAAGAACCAAAUAAAGAGAUGAUAAAUGAUGGCGCUUCCUGGACAAUCAUUAGUACGGAUAAGGCAGAGUAUACAUUUUACGAGGGGAUGGGCCCUGUCCUUGCCCCAGUCACACCGGUGCCUGUUGUAGAAAGUCUUCAGUUGAAUGGCGGUGGGGACGUAGCAAUGCUUGAACUUACAGGACAGAAUUUCACUCCAAAUUUACGAGUGUGGUUUGGGGAUGUAGAAGCUGAAACUAUGUACAGAUGUGGAGAGAGUAUGCUCUGUGUUGUCCCAGACAUUUCUGCAUUCCGAGAAGGUUGGAGAUGGGUCCGGCAGCCAGUCCAGGUUCCAGUAACUUUGGUCCGUAAUGAUGGAAUCAUUUAUUCCACCAGCCUUACCUUUACCUACACCCCAGAACCGGGGCCACGGCCACAUUGCAGCGCGGCGGGAGCAAUCCUUCGAGCCAACUCUAGCCAAGUGCCCCCUAAUGAGUCAAACACAAACAGCGAGGGGAGUUACACAAAUGUCAGCACAAAUUCAACCAAUGUCACGUCAUCUACAGCAACAGUUGUGUCCUAACUACCGUCUUUUUGCUAGGACUUACACUGACUUGAGUGCGGCAAAAUGUUGACAAAAAAAGAAAGAAAAAAAUGAACAAUCUUUUGUGGUUUCUUGGGAAAACUUUUUGUACCCGGUGAUACUAUUCAAAAACCCCAUUACCUGCAAGUGCUGAUUUGAAGUGCAGAAGCCACAGUAAAACAAACAAAAAAACAUCAAAAUGUGCAAACUUUUGGAAAUUGAUUUUUUUCGGCUGUUAUUUUUGUUUGUUUGGUUUUUGUUUGGUUUUGUUUAAAUGGGCAAGAAAUAGAGAUGUGGCUGGAGUAAAAGGUAAUCAAACUAGAAGACGAAAAUCUAACAUAGUUUUUAUGGACCAAGGAACUUGUAUAAGCUUUAGUAAAAGGUACAUUUUCACCAUACCUUUUUUAUAUCACAGUAUAUAUAGUACACCUUUGUUACCAAAUAGGUUGUUCUCCUCCCCACCCCCUUUGAGCUUUUGCUCUUAAGUACAUUCAGGUUCCAAGCCUGACCAUGCUUGUUUAAUCUAAUUACCAUACUCCUCCAGGUCUUUUCGGUCUAAGGCUGGAACUGUUCUUUUUAUUUUAUUAUUUUCUUUAAAAGCUGAAGUCUUAUGACUUUUCAUGAGUGGAAGGUGUUUUGAUUUCAGCAAUUCAAAUCUUGUAAAGGCCUGCAUAUUUCUUUUAAGAUUAUUUGAAGUCUGUGCAAAAGCUUUAAAAAAAAUGCCUCUGCCUUGCCUGCAAUACAUGCAACGUACGUUGACUUAGUCUCUAUUCUCAGACACCGUUGAUAGUUAUUUCUGUGUUCCUUUUUUUUAAAAAAAUGUAUUUAUAGUUGUAAUCCAAGAGGUUCUAACAUUUACCUGGAAUUAAAUGUGGCCAUUUAGUCAUUAAUGAGUUAAUGGCGUGGAACAUGUUGGUUUUUACAGUGUUCCCUUCCCUUUUCCUGUGCAGAAAUGUAUCUGUGCGGUCCAGGAUUUGUUCAGGUUUUCCCUCCUCCUAAUCUUGUACAUAACUUGUAUUAUGUGUAAGUUAAACAUUUUAUUUUGAAGCUAGAAUAUUCCCAGUGAUUUCAUUCAGCAGGGUGUUUUUCUGCCUUGUUGGCAUAUGACAAAAAAAUAUCAUCAGAAGUAUUUGCUACCAGUUGGUAGAUGGUGCCCUUAUUGUAUAAUGAGGAAAAUCUCAGCAAAAGCAUGUUUUUACUUACUUUCUUUUGUGGGGGGUAGCCUAGGCCAAAAUAUCAUUGUAACCUUGAAACAAGAUGCUUUUACUAGAUGACCAACUAAAAUAGCUGGAAGACAGUACUUUAGGAACAGAUAGCUGUAAGAUUAUAAAAAUGCAAAUGUACUUUAUCUUUCCAUUUCUCUCCCUGCCUUUUUUUGUUUUCUCUUCCCCAGUACUGAGCAUCUUCACAAAUGUCUCCUACUCGGAAAGCAUUUCUUCUCCAUUCAGUUAAGAUUUGGCUGCAUUCAGGGUUGUGUGCUGGCUGUGUGUGCUGGGCUCACCAGUUUCACGUUGGGUUUGUUCCUGCACUUUGGGCACGCCUAUGUUCGGUGUCUUAGAAAUUGCAGCAGACUCAUUGGGCUACGUUUUCUACAGGAACUAUGUGUGUGAUGUUACAGGACAUGGUCUAGUAAUACAGUCAUCUUUCUUUGAGUAAAAACUACCUCUAGAUUGUGGUAAGCUUUUACUGUCCCAUAAAACAGGAGCCACAAGUACCUUAAGAAUGCAAAACUAACUUCCUGCAGUUUCCAUACAGAAAUUGUCUUUCUGGUGUCCUGGGCUAUUUUGAAAAGUUUCCGUCAGUAGACUUUUUAAAACAUCAUUGUUAGUAGCUUCCCCCCACUCCCCUCCACCCCCAGCUUUGAUAUCUUCAUUACUCAUUCUUCUGCUCAGACUCUGCCAUUGUAAAUACAAUUCCUAACAUCUUUACAUCACUUUUUCCUCAGUUUUCAAGGGGGAAGUCAUUUGUAAAACAUGUUAGUGGUUAAAUAAAAGUUAUUGUGGUCUUCUCUUUACUGCAAGCCUUUUUAAUUACUCACAGGCUGCAUUAUACUAUAUAUAGCCUUUCUCUCUUUAAGUCUGCUCCCGUCACUAGCUUCUCUUGUAAGCUAAUCCUGCCUCACACUUUAAAUCUGUUUCAGUGACCAAGGGCAGAAUUCAUUGUGGCCUUAUCUUUCUUUGUUUUAACUGUUUACUGGCUUUUUCUUGCAAACUUGCUUGUUUCUGAGUAGUAUUUAUUCUCCUCUCUGUUGAGUCUGGAAGUAGUCUUUACACAGUGCUUUUUGUUCAGAGCGCCGAAAUGUUUUCAGUGCUGCCUUACUUUGAAUGGGCCACAAGUUUCCUCCACUUCCCAGGUUUGGUAUUUAGUUACCAAAUUAUAUUAAAUUAACUGAUAAUAGAUGAGAUGCUUUUGAAGAACAAACUAUUCCUACCCAGCAUUGCAACUCAAAAUAAUUUUUUCAAGUUUAUGGCUUUACUAAAAUUAACUUUUGCUUUUUUACUGUUUAACUAUAUCUAAUUUUGGCUCUUUGUUUAUUUUAAUAAGAUAAUUGAAAUAUUAGACUGUAAACCCUUUUCCUCUUUUUUUUUUUGAAAAGUCCAAGAAUAUGCUUAUACAGGCAUUCUCCCCCCCCACUAUUUUAUGACAUUCUACAUACCACAAACUAAAGACUGAAAUGAUUUGUCUGUUGUGACUUAUUGUUUACUAGUAGUUCUUUUAUCAGCUGAUUAAAAUUUUUUUGUGAAUUAUUUUCAGUGUUUAAUUUUCAGGAGCCUUGUCCUCUGGUUAUGGUAGAACACGGCCCCUCCUCCAAUGGUGGCAUUGUUAGAGAUGCUGGUCAUUUUCCCUUAUAAAGACUCUCAGAAUGGUAACCACUUCAGUUAAAAUAUAGUACAUUCAAGGUUUUUUUUUUUUUAAUUCUGUAUUAGAAGUGUAGCCUAUGCUCUUAUGAUUCUAUGCAGUUUCUGAAAAUAUGCAUAGAAGCUGAGUCUGUUAUCCAAUAUGUUUUUAUUAGUUCUGUUGAAUUUGAUCACGUAGAUUGGGAUGGCAAGCUAAAGGCUUUAAAUAUAAAAUGCCCUUUUUAUUUUAAAUGAUUUCAGAGUUGAACACUAGUAUAAAAUUUACCCUGCUGCUGACUUUUCUUAAACUGUGGCAAAUAAAGGCAUCCUCAUAUAUAUAUUAAUUAGUGAAAUAUUUGUCACUCGUACUGCACAGACUUAUUUGCCAUUGUAACUGGUUAGUUUUUUGUUUUGGGGGGGGUUUUGUUUUUGUUUUUGUUUUAAUGAAACGAGUACCAUCUGUGCCCUCAAUUUCCAACACAGGUUUUAAGAACUAAACUAACUAGUCAUGUUUAACCAGAUAAUCCAUGCAGGGGGUGGGGGGGGUGUUCCUUUUUGAAACAAAAUGUUAUUCAAUUAUUAACCAAGUUACUUAUUUUUGAUUUCAAAAGCAGCUGUGUUUCUGAUGAGUACUGAACAAAUGUGUGUAAUUUUCUGUGCCAGACUUUCGACUUUGUUUUCAAGCACUGUAAUGUGGGAUGAUGGUUAGAAACAAUAAUAUAUUAGGGUUUCUAUUUAACCCUUUCAGGACUGAACUGUAUUUCCUUUUAUUAAUUUUUCCAUGUGUUGUGAUAAAUGUUUGCCAGCAUUCAGUACUGUGUUGGUCCAGAUGUAGGUUUAUAUGCUCAUUUUUAGCUUAUUUCUUGUACCUUGCAGCAUGCUCUAUGCAUUCAGUCCUUAAGGGGUUUAUUUUACAAACUGUGCACCUGUAAGGUCUAUUAGCAAUAAGAUAGAAAAUUGAGCAAGUUUAUACCAUAAUUUUGUAGAAAAAAGAAUCUGCUCAGUUCCAUAUUUCAUCCAUGAGAAACCUGCAAUAUGGGCAGUUUCAAGAAAUAAAUAAAAAGGAAAUGUAAACCAUUGUAAAAGUCUUCUGUUGGAUGUGCCUGAUGCAUGUCGUCUUUGAUUUCAGAAUACUUCAUAGAUAAAAUUAAAUUCCAUAUUACAGUUGGUA